CUGUGUGUAUGACAGUAAAAAGAUACUGUUGUACAAUUUUAAUUUUUAUUAAAAUCUGUGAAAAUGAAAGGCAGUACCAAGAGAGUACUUCCAUGCUAUAUAAAUCCUUUAUCAUUUAAAUAACAGAUUUAAUUUUUUUCACGUUAAGGUAAUGAAAAUAUCAUAAUGACCAUCUUUUUAGUAUUGCAGUAAUGAGAAUUGGGGGGUAAAAUAAUGUAAAAAUGUAAAAAAUCUUAAUGGCCCUAAAAAUAGGCUUAAAAUAGGACCAGAAUAUUUUCUUGAAAGGUUUUUUUUUGAGAAUCUGCUCGUCAAUCAUGGUAUUCUGCAGUCAAAUAUUUUUGUAUGGUUACUGCUAAAAUAGUAUAAUUGUCCAUUGUUACAAACAACUGAUUUCCUAAAUUUUGUGCUAGUUUCUUGAAUGACUCUGCAGUCUCUUUCUUCUUUUAUUUUCUUCAUUAAAUAAUAAUUAAGUAAUAGAAUACAACAGUCUGGUUCUGGAAGUAAAAAUCCCAUUUAUUUUUUCCAUAGAAGAAUUGAAUCUCAAUUAUAACUUAUAAACCUUUAAAGACAGACCUACCGUGAGCUCCGAGGUUAUUAAUCAAUAGUAUAUGAUUUUGUUGAAGCCAACAAUUGUUAUUUCAAGCCAUCGUUAUUUCAACUUUAUUGUUCAAAAAUCGUUUUUAAUAGCGGAAUUCCUGGUGAACGCCUACAUUACCCAUGGUCCAGCAGAGACAGAUCCACCAAUCAGAGAACUGCUGACAACAAAGCCCGCCAACCAGGUCCAGCAGCGACCGCCCACUUCAAUGACGCACUGUGAAUGACACAAUCGAGUCGGUCUCCCUUCACCCUUAAACAUAUUUAUACCACGGGUGUUGCGGAUGGUGUGGGGGGCUGGAGGGACUACGGUGUGGACCCGUCCCAGUUCUCCGCCACUCUGAUGAAGACGUGUGAACGGCUCGUAAAGGAAGGCCGCUUCACACCCAGCAACCCCGUGGGCAUCCUCACCUCCGGCUACUAUGAACUUCAGCAGAACAAAGUGCCACUGCUGGGGAGCAGCACAGCUUGUAUAGUCAUCCUGGACCGUAGGAGUCACAGGAUACACACAUGUAACCUGGGAGACUCUGGUUUCUUGGUGGUUCGGGGCGGAGAGGUGGUCCAUAGGUCAGAUGAGCAGCAACACUACUUCAAUACCCCCUUCCAGCUGUCCAUUGCACCGCCGGGGGCAGAGGGCGUCGUGUUGAGUGACAGUCCUGAGGCGGCGGACAGCUCCUCCUUUGAUGUCCAGUUGGGGGACAUUAUUCUGACUGCAACAGAUGGCCUCUUUGACAACAUGCCUGACUACAUGAUCCUACAAGAGCUCAAGAAACUCAAGAACACCAACUAUGACAGUGUCCAACAGACUGCCCGCAGCAUCGCAGAGCAGGCUCAUGAGUUGGCCUACGACCCCAAUUACAUGUCUCCUUUCGCCCAGUUUGCUUGUGACAAUGGGCUGAAUGUAAGAGGGGGGAAGCCUGAUGACAUCACAGUGCUGCUGUCCAUUGUGGCAGAAUACACAGACUGAGCGUGCUCAGUGGAGUGUACACCUGUGUCUUCCACUUCCACUGAGUAUUGCACUGCUUCCCAUCACCCUUUCCAUUUUUUCAUUUCUUGAGUCUAUCUCCAGUUAACGCAGGGAGGAUUGCAUGAACUCGCUGGUGUAGGUGGUGCUAAGUGGUACAAGAAGUCUACAAUCAGUCCAGAAUUGAUGACCUCACUUGUGGCCAUAAAGAGUGUGGGAAUCAUUCACCCAUCUUCAACCUGUGUUGUAUCUGAGUCAUUUUAGAUGGGCGUUUUAGCAAAAAGUCAUACAUUAUCCAAAUUAAGUUGUUUCUUAUGGAAGGAACUGUUAAAAGGUGUUGAAACUGGCGCAAAUGAAAAGUGAAGUAUGUCUAUUAAUGUUUUGUUGUUAAAUGGUGGGUUGUCUACGUCUUGAGAGCAAAAUGAAAGAGUGUCUCUGAAAGGGUUAGUUCAUCCAAAAAGUUUUUUUUGUCUUGGAAGAACUACCCUUUAAAGUCUGUACAAGCGGGGGUCUUCUAUAUUAAUGUGUAGUAAGUGUCCUGUUUGGUCAUCUGUCGACUUUGGUUAAGCUGUAAUGGAAAGUAGGUUAGAGUUCAGAUAGAGGACUGGCUAGAUUUAAACUUGUUUGGAAAUGCAAGUGCUUCAAGAGAGGCUGGUUAUUUCAGUUUAGCCCACAAACCUGCCGCUAGAGUGAUACGGCCUUCAUCUUCACCGUUACAUGCAGUCAGGUCUUAGUAAAUAGCUUGUAAGUCCAAAGGCAAAAAGGAGACGGGAUGGAAUGUACCGCUUGUGUUUGAUUAUACGAGAUAGAAACUGUACACUGCAUGGACGUCAUACCAGAUAAAGUCACAAUCUGCUGAUGCAAAGAUACACUUGUCAUGGGGACAGUGGAUGUUGACUGAAUGUGUGUUGGAUGUAUAUUUACAUGACUUCACUUUUCGACCCUUGAGUUUCGAAGUCUUCAUGCAUAAAUGGCUAGCAUCUGGAAAUGCUUUUUCAUGAAAUCGAAAGGUCAGGUAUAUAAAUAAAGGUUUUAUUUUUAUAAAUAUUUAGCUUCUAUUGGACAAGCUUCAAAAGACGGCAGAAGUUAGCGAAUGUUGGUCUUUACGGAUAGACUGUAAGGCCUUUCGGUAUUUUCUGUGCUCCCUAGCAAAGCUUGUUUUUUAACUGUUUGAAGGGUAUCUAAAGUACCACCCCCCCAGUGUCACUCUAGAACUUUUUCACAUUCAUUUGCUGCUGUAAUUUUGUAAAUUAUAAAUGUAUGAGUGACUACAUUAUUUAUAUGAAUGUGUAUAUCUGUACAAUAAACAUGGGUGAGCUUAUGACGUCUUUUCUUUCGCAAAAGCAACAAUUGAAGCAGACCGUUGGGUGUGAUUGGCUUGCAGUCUUUUCCGCUAUGACCUUUCGAUAAAAUAGAAGCUGUUGUACGAAAUGCAUAAACAUAAACAUUGUCAUCAUUUUGUCCAAUUUGUUGUAAUUGGGAAAACAUGAAGCAAUACGUUAAUAUAAAAUACGUAUAUUUUCCCUGUCAUUUAAGGCUGAGUUUUUCAUUUUUGUUUAUGAGAUCAUAUCUGUCAAACAUUGUGCAUGCCCAGGAGGCAAACCUCGGUCAAGUCGGUUAUUCAGUUGGUUAAAAAUGAAGUAUAUCCCACAAAUGAAUGGCAUAUGCUUUAAUUUUCAGUAUACUCUAUAACUAAACACUUAUACAGUACCUGUAACUCAACGUUGAGAUGUUUGGAAAGGUUUGCUAUCCUAUUCCCUACAUAGGCAUGGUCCUAGUUCUCCAGUUACAGAUGGAGAAACUAUGACCGAGCCCUCAAAAUUUGUGCCUGCAACAGAAUUAUACCAGAACUGUGGUCUCUUAUCAUGUGCAAUGUCUUGUGGUAAUCUUGUGAUAAAUGUAUUGUGUAAUCAGUAAAUAAAACCAAAGCAGGAAAGCCAUAAGACCAGCAUGACCAAGGUAUUUUCACCCAUCGUCUAUCUCACCCUAUCACUGUCUCCUACAAAGACUACAAUCAAAGCGUUAAAUGUUGAGAUUUUCUAAUGAAACCACCACAGUGUCGUAUGUCUGCUUUUUUUUUUUGAUGUAUGAGUAGUUUUAAAAAGAUUGUUGUGUACUUGACAAAAUUUGUGAUCUAGUUUGAAGAUGUUCUUUAGCUGUCUUUUUGUUAAUGAAAGGUGGCGUAUGUAUUUUCUGCACCUCUAGUGGCACCAAACAGAACUGCAAUCAAUUUGUCAAAAUCGCAGGGGAAACUAUGCAACCUCAUAGUAUUCAUGCACCAUGCAAACACACACACACGACCCAUGUUUAUGGAUGGCAAUGACAGUGAGAAACCUGCGGCGCUCACUUGUCAAAGGGUAAAGUCCAUGCCAUCUCAUGAAUAAUAUCGAGAACACCCAUGACAUAGAUUUGCUGAAAUUCAGUGGAAAUUCAUUUCCUCUAGAAAUUUAAAAUAGCAAAUGUUGACAAUCUCUGCCCUUGUGUGCAAGAUAUAUAUACCUGUUAACAUUUCAAAAAAUAUGUUGUAGUUUUUCAUGAUCCUUUAAUGGGUUGCUCCAUAGCAACAUUGGCUGAACCAGUAGCGUGAGUUUGAGAGUUAGCCACUAGAGUUUGAACUAAAUUACUUGGCAAAAUAAUUAUUGCAAUACUUUUUAAUAAAGAAUUUAACUGUUUGUUGAACAUUGGUGUCUUUAGCACGACCGCUUCACAUCAUGCCUAAGAAUACCACUUACCUGUGGUAAAUUCACUGUGAUGUAUUGCCAUUACCAAUCUGUUUGGUGCCACUAGUGGUGCCAAAAUAACACACUACACCUUUAAUCGGUGUGUCAAUGCAUGAGAUGUUGUUGUAACUGAACCGAUUUUGUAUCUGUCCAAAUCCAAUCAGCUGUCCAGUUGUCAAUAACAUUGCAGUUUUACUACAUUACAAUCAUUUCAUGGAGUUACAGAUCUGCCUCCCUGAGUAGAGCUGAUAAUGACUGAAUGCUAUUCAAAUUUGAGUCCGUUUCACUGUGUGUGAACUAAGACAAAAGUGUCUCCCUCACGCACACAUACGCCUUAAAGUCGCAUACCGUCCCCUCCAGAGGCCUUUCUGUGGCAGAGCUUGUGUGUCUUGUAUGGGUGUUGCUUAAAGCAGUUUGUGUCCUCUCUGGUUGUACCAUGUCUGUUCCCUCUUUCGUUUGAUCGUUUGUAUGGUGCUUCUGCAGUCAAGAUGAGUCUCUCUGUUUCUAAAGCAGACAAUGUUUGAAUGCGAACUACACUUUUUGUGUGUACAGUGUAACAAUGCAAGAAUAGUUCCUGUAAAUAUAUUUUCCAAGUUGUAAAAUAUUUAAAUAAAAAAAUAUAU
Molecule: messenger RNA, 4901 nt
Organism: Myxocyprinus asiaticus (Chinese sucker)
Lineage: Eukaryota; Metazoa; Chordata; Actinopteri; Cypriniformes; Catostomidae
Product: protein phosphatase PTC7 homolog
Exons: 6
Coding region: 818-1561 (247 amino acids)
Source: RefSeq, a predicted model, not a curated record